This is a messenger RNA of Durusdinium trenchii, 1660 nucleotides long. The record is from the annotation of a GenBank genome assembly. NCBI's taxonomy places the organism in Eukaryota, Dinophyceae, Suessiales, Symbiodiniaceae.
CCGCUGUUUCUGAGAGGGGACUUCUUGAUAAGCCACCUGAAUCGCCACCCUAAAAAGUGUUGCCUUCUGGCGAGCUCUCCCCACCUUAAAACGUAAACCGUAACCCACUCCAGCCUUGCUCAUGUCUUGGUACAAUGCUAGUACUAAAUGUGCUUCUUUUUCAAGGUUUGACCAUUGAUCCGAACCAGCAGAAUCUGGGCUUGCACCGUGGGCUGUGGGCUGCCAUGGCUCGUGUCACGGCUCACGCUGCGCCCGCGAUAUGGACGGCUCUGGUCUUGCACAUUUGGACGGCUUUGGCCUGGCAGGAGGCUGCCAAAGAUCUUCCAGUCCCCUCGCCUGCGCAGCUGCGCUAUCAGUCAACGGACUUUGCCGUUUUGAUUAGUUUCAACAUGGGGACCUUUGCUCACAAUGGCGAUCCCUGCUGUGACCAGAGCAACUGGAACGUGAAGGCGCCCUAUGCGGCGGGAAAGACCAGGGACCCGGCAACUUUCAACCCCACCAAAUUGAAUACGACACAGUGGAUGGAGAGCAUCCAGGCUCUAGGGGCGAACAUCGCUGUUUUAACAGCCAAGCACGGCUGCGGCUUCGCGCUUUGGCCAAGCCACGCGACUCUGCCGGAUGGAAGCCUCUACGGGUACAAUGUGGGGAUGCCUGGGGCCAAGGUGCAAGUGGAUGUGCUGAAGAGUUUCGUUGAUGCAGCCAAGAGGGCUGGAAUUGGCUACGGAUUCUACUACUCCAUCGCCAAGAACUUCUACCUUUGCCGCAACUUUUAUGGCGGAAACUCCUGCACGAAAGAAGUUCUUCCCGGCCAGAAGAAUCUGACCGAAGAGGAGUACAGGCAUGUUGCCCGACAGCAAGUCAUUGAGCUCUGGACCAAGUAUGGCUCGCUGGCGCGCAUUUGGGUGGACAGUGCCCUAGAUGGCAUGGGGGAUUUGAUGGAUGAGCUACAACCUCAGGCUGCCGGCACACUGUCAAACCCUGUGGACUGGUGUGGAACUGAAUCUGGACACCCAUCGCAAGAUGUGGGGCCGCAGGAUGUUUGGAGCAUUGGCACUGGCACUCAUGGCGAUUUGAACUCGAGUCUUUGGGUGCCGAAAUUCUGUGAUCCACAGCUCUUCCGACAGCAUGUUUGGUUCUGGGAGCCACGGUUACAGGCUCGGAUGGGUGUCAGAAAUGAUCUCCAUCUACCACGACAUCGUGGGGCGCGGCAUGACCAUGGAGCUGGACGUGGCGGUGGAUCGCACAGGGCGAAUCCCCCAGAGCCAUGUGGAGGUCUAUCACCAGCUUGGCAAUUGGGUCCGAGAAUGCUACGGAUCGCCCUUGGUGAUGACUGCUGGCUAUGGGACGAACUUCACACUGCGAUUGAAUGCAGGGCAGCACUUUGAUCGAGUUCAGCUGCAGGAGGACAUCGUCACUGGCCAGCGGGUGAGAAACUACACUGUGAGCUUCACAGGGGCUGGACACCAUUGGAUCACUGUGAGGGCUUCCGCCAUUGGCCGAAAACGCAUUCAUAUGUUGCCCUUCAUCAUCCAGGUCACUCAGCCGUCCUUCUUGGAGCUCCGGAUCGAGCACGCUACCGCCGAGCCGCAGAUCAAACAGUUCGCCGCCUUCGCGCCCUGCGCCAAGCAGGGCCCGGAGCGCGUCAUGGUGAUCUGAAAAA